UGUGUAUUUCACUGCAAGAAAAAGAAGGGAGGGGCCAAAUCUAUAAAGACAUCAACAUGGGUGAGUUCAGGUAAAAAGGCAAACCCUGCGUAGCUCCUCCUUGCUCAUCCCAAGACAGGUGUGGACACAGACCCCCUGCCUCCUGCCGGCCAAGAUGGGCAGCUGACAAAUUGAGAGCAUCCACCAAGGGCUGCCUGAGAUCACAUGGAUGCCUGGAGCCACACCUCAGCACUGGCCUCACAUGGAGCCAUGGGGGAAGCCUACCCACCCACCUACCCACCAAAUCCUGUGUGCAGACAGUCCUAACAAAGGCCUGAAAAAGGACAAUUCCUGUCCUCCGGAUCCUGACAGCCCAGAGGAGGGGCAUCUUACCAACCUUGAGGAGUCAGGAAAGCAACCUGGAGGGCAUGUCCAAGUUGGGUUUUGACGGAUGCAUAGGAGUUCAUCAGAUAGACUCAGGAUGGGCUGGGUGGGAGAGGAGGUUUUGCAAGGAGAAGAAAAGGAGGAUGAUUUUCCCAGGCGGCUCAGCGAGAGUGCGGAGGACCUCAGCUUGGAUUUGGGGGCCCUUCAGGGCAGCGAGUAUCUGCAGGACCUGGGCCUUGGGGCCCCCUCCCACAGCCAGCCUGGGGAGGCCCCAGAUAGCCGCGCCCCCAGUGAAGAACCAGGAAGGGAUUCCCUUUUCUCCAACUUGGUGAGGUCCCAGGACCUGUCAAGGCGGCGCAGCUGGGAAAGGUCGCGGAGCUGCUCAGAGAGCUGGCGGAGGCUCAGCCUCGAUGCCUCAGCGGUGGAUGAGGAACCCUGUCUCCCUCGAACACUGGCCAGCCUUGCUUUGAACCUGCCGGGAGAAGGGCUGAAGACUUGGACUCAAGGGUGUCUGUCUGGGGGCGGGACCCCUGCAGAGAGCCCAGGCAAAGAAUGUGACAGCCCCAAGAAAAGAGUGAGGUCAAGGUCCGUUCCUGUGUCCUAUGAGAUCCGCUCCCCGGAAAUCUCUCCGGAUUUGGAAGUGCCUGCUCCACCUGUUCAAGGCCUGGAACCUCCAGUGCUGGAGUGCAUGGAAAAAGACCACGUGGAACCAGAUCACGUGCUGAUUGUCCAGCAGGUGCUUCAAGAACUUCGACAGUACCAUGGGGCCCGGCAGAGGGCUUGCAUGUCACCCAGCUCCGGAGAAACCCACUCGAACCUGACCUGGUUUGAAUUCCUGUCGGAGAGCGAGGACAGUGCUGGCAAGAAUGAGAAGAGUGACAAGAGUACCAGCGUGAAGCGCAGGCUGAGCUGCCUCCGCAGUCGAGUGACCAGACAGAAGGAGAAGGGGAAGAGCCUGGCACAUCUAAAGGACAAGGGCCAGGAUGCACGAGAGAGGCGGGAGUGUGUCAAUGGGCACCAGCUCGUGCAAGGGACCUUCUCCAGCCCCUCCAGCUGCCCCCUGUGUGGCAAACCCUUCUUGAGCUCGGCCUCGCUCAAGGAGAACCCCCGGGGCACCCUCCUGUCCGAUGGCAGCCCGGCCCUGUCCAGGAAUGUCGGUAUGACGGUCUCUCAGAAAGGGGGUCCCCAGCCAACACCGAGCCCGGCUGGCCCUGGGACGCAACUCGGACCAAUCACAGGAGAGAUGGAUGAAGCCGAUUCUGUGUUUUUAAAACUUAAGCAGACAGCUGAUGACUCUCUGUCCCUCACAACUUCGAACGCCGAGUCCAUUUUUGUAGAAGAUCCCUACGCCGCCUCUCUGAGGAGUGAGAUUGAGUCAGAUGGCCACGAGUUUGAAGCCGAGUCCUGGAGCCUCGCCGUGGACCCGGCCUACGCCAAGAAGCAAAAGAGGGAGGUGGUGAAGAGACAAGAUGUCCUUUAUGAGCUGAUGCAGACGGAGGUGCACCACGUGCGGACUCUCAAGAUCAUGCUGAAGGUGUACUCCAGGGCCCUGCAGGAGGAGCUGCAGUUCAGCAGCAAGGCCAUUGGCCGCCUCUUCCCAUGUGCUGAUGACCUGCUGGAGACGCACAGCCAUUUCCUCGCUCGGCUCAAGGAGCGCCGCCAGGAGUCCCUGGAGGAGGGCAGCGACCGGAAUUAUGUCAUCCAGAAAAUCGGCGACCUCCUGGUUCAGCAGUUUUCAGGUGAAAAUGGGGAGAGAAUGAAAGAAAAGUAUGGUGUGUUUUGUAGUGGCCACAAUGAAGCUGUUAGUCAUUACAAGUUGCUGCUUCAGCAAAACAAGAAAUUUCAAAACUUGAUCAAGAAAAUCGGCAACUUCUCCAUCGUGCGCCGGCUUGGUGUGCAGGAGUGCAUUCUCCUGGUUACACAGCGCAUAACCAAAUACCCAGUGCUGGUGGAGCGCAUCAUCCAGAACACGGAAGCUGGCACUGAGGACUACGAAGACCUGACCCAGGCCCUGAACCUCAUUAAAGAUAUCAUUUCACAAGUGGACGCCAAGGUCAGCGAGUUUGAGAAGGGCCAGCGCCUCAGGGAGAUCGCAGGGAAGAUGGACCUGAAGUCCUCCGGCAAACUCAAGAACGGGCUCACCUUCCGCAAGGAAGACAUGCUUCAGCGGCAGCUUCACCUGGAGGGCAUGCUCUGCUGGAAGACCACAUCAGGGCGCUUGAAAGAUGUCCUGGCCGUCCUGCUGACCGACGUACUUUUGCUGCUACAAGAAAAAGAUCAGAAAUACGUCUUUGCUUCUGUGGACUCAAAGCCACCCGUCAUCUCGUUACAAAAGCUCAUCGUGAGGGAAGUGGCCAACGAGGAGAAAGCGAUGUUUCUGAUCAGCGCUUCCUUGCAAGGGCCAGAGAUGUAUGAAAUCUACACGAGCUCCAAAGAGGACAGGAACGCCUGGAUGGCCCACAUCCGAAGGGCCGUGGAGAGCUGUCCUGAUGAGGAGCAGGGACCCUUCAGCCUGCCCGAAGAGGAAAGGAAGGUGGUCGAGGCCCGCGCCACAAGACUCCGGGACUUUCAAGAGCGCUUAAGCAUGAAAGACCAGCUGAUUGCACAGAGCCUCCUAGAGAAGCAGCAGAUCUACCUGGAGAUGGCAGAGAUGAGCGGCCUGGAAGACCUGCCCCAGCCCCGAGGCCUAUUCCGUGGAGGGGACCCAUCCGAGACCCUGCAGGGGGAGCUGAUUCUCAAGUCGGCCAUGAGCGAGAUUGAGGGCAUCCAGAGCCUGAUCUGCAGGCAGCUGGGCAGCGCCAACAGCCAGGCGGAAGACGGAGGUAGCUCCACAGGCCCGCCCAGGAGGGCCGAGACCUUCGGGGGCUACGACUGCACAAACAGCCCUACCAAGAAUGGCAGUUUCAAGAAGAAAGUCAGCAGCACCGACCCCAGGCCCCGAGACUGGCGAGGCCCCCCAAACAGCCCGGACUUGAAGCUCGGUCACACUGACGUUCCUGGGGGCUCCGAGGAAUCGCCGCAGGUGGUGGAGGCGCCAGGCACGGAAUCUGAUUCCCGUCUACCCACCGCGCUGGAGUUGGAGCUUGUCCAGCGGAUCCAGACACUGUCCCAGCUGCUCCUGAACCUCCAGGCGGUCAUCACCCACCAGGACAGCUAUGUAGAGACGCAGCGGGCAGCCAUCCUGGAGCGCGAGAAGCAGUUCCGGCUGCAGUCCACGCGUGGGAACCUGCUGCUGGAGCAGGAGCGGCAGCGCAACUUCGAGAAGCAGCGGGAGGAGCGCGCGGCCGUGGAGAAGCUGCAGAGCCAGCUGCGGCAGGACCAGCAGCGCUGGGAGCGCGAGCGCCAGUGGCAGCAACAGGAGCUGGAGCGUGCGAGCGCCCUGCUGCAGGAGCGCGAGGGCGAGGCGCGGCAGCUACGCGAGCGGCUGGAGCAGGAGCGCGCCGAGCUAGAGCGCCAGCGCCAGGCCUACCAGCACGACCUGGAGCGGCUGCGCGAGGCCCAGCGCGCGGUGGAGCGCGAGCGGGAGCGCCUGGAGCUGCUGCGCCGCCUCAAGAAGCAGAACACCGCGCCGGGCGCGCUGCCGCCCGACACACUGACCGAGGCCCAGCCCCCAAGCCACCCUCCCAGCUUCAACGGGGAAGGGCUGGAGGGGCCUCGGGUGAGCAUGCUGCUGUCCGGUGUGGGGCCAGAGUACGCAGAGCGCCCUGAGGUGGCUCGCCGGGACAGCGCCCCCACCGAGAGCCGGCUGGCCAAGAGCGAUGUGCCCAUCCAGCUGCUCAGCGCCACCAACCAGUUCCAGAGGCAGGCGGCCGUGCAGCAGCAGAUCCCCACCAAGCUGGCGGCCUCCACCAAGGGUGGCAAGGACAAGGGCGGCAAGAGCAGGGGCUCUCAGCGCUGGGAGAGCUCAGCGUCCUUCGACCUGAAGCAGCAGCUGCUGCUCAACAAGUUCAUGGGGAAAGAUGAGAGCACCUCACGGAACCGCCGCUCGCUGAGCCCCAUCCUGCCCAGCAGACACAGCCCCGCGCCACCGCCAGACCCUGGCUUCCCCGCCCCAAGCCCACCGCCAGCUGACAGCCCCUCUGAGGGCUUCUCUCUCAAGGCCGGGGGCACAGCCCUCCUGCCCGGGCCCCCAGCUCCCUCGCCACUGCCGGCCACACCACUCAGCGCCAAAGAGGACGCCAGCAAGGAAGACGUCAUCUUCUUCUAAAAGAGCUGUGACUUAAGGUGCAAGGCCCCUCCCUGCCCUGCCCAACCUUCCUGCUCUCUGGGGACCCCCAUGGGGUCACCAUGCCCACCCAGCUGUCCCCUCCUCUUCCCUAGCAAACCACCGAUGACCGCCUGGCAGGGGCUGGCCUGUCGGUGCUCUGGGCCUCGCAGCUCUUUCUGUAGGAUUAGCAGUGGUGGCCUGGGUCACUUUCUGAACCUCUUUUUUUUUUUCAAAAAGGAAAGUUUUUAAUGGAAAGUUGAGCCAGGACUAAACCAGGGAGCUGUCUGAAAUCAUAGCGCCCCAUGCUGGUGGCGGGGAGACCAACUCCGCGCUGUUUUUCUGAGGCAGUGAGGAACGGUGCCGGCUCUGCACGGAGCUGAGGACAGGACAGACCUCGCUCUGAGAAGGAGCUGCUGGCCGGGGCCACGCUCCACGGCCACCACGCAACACUGGAGUCAGGGGUUAGGGCACCAGGAGGAGCCAGGUGGCGUCGGCAGCAUCUGUCCCCAGAAUCAGGCAGAAUCCACUUCCCAAGCAGAGACUCAUGCAGGUUCACCGUGAACCUCAGGGCCAGGGAAUGAGCCAGGCACGGGGGCAUGGGCAGAGAGGGCCACGGGGCAGGGCCCACUGAGGGGACAUCAGUGGCCCUCCAGGCAGUUCUGUGGGUUUGGAAGCCCACUGUGAAAGGGGCUGACCUUUGCCCCUUUUUACUUGGCAUUGGUUUUGAAACCAGCUUCUCCCAAACUCUGCUUCCCGAGGUCACCCAUUGCUGUUCACACGCUACGUCUGUCUGGGAAGCCAGGUCUCUAGCUUCAGCCAGGGCGCAUAUACACCCCGGACGCAGGGUCCUCGGCCCCCGGGAAAUGAGCUCCUGGGGCUGGCAUCCCACCUUCCAGGCAGGGCUGGCACGUCACAGACUGUCGAGAGCGCCACAUCCCGGGGCGUGCGGAGGAAGCACCUAGAGACGUUGCAGCGAGUGGCCAAGUGGCUGCUGUGCGGGCCCCUCGCUUGUAGUGAGCUGUUGCAGCUCAUGGCCCCUCCCCUGGAGGAUGGAGGAAGGAGUGCUGGGCAGUGUCGAAGGUGCUGGGACGUCCCAUGGUGGCGAUCCCGGGACAGUGAGAUCCAUCCAUGAUCCAGCUCCGGUGGAGAAGGGGGCACAUUUCAAGCCUUGUUCUGCACCCCAAGCAUUAGUGGCAGGACUGGGUCCUGGCUGGUCAUCCUUGUUCCCAGUGGGGAACACGUGAGCCCCCACCAGGGCCAAGUCCUUCUCCGGAACCCAGGGUCCUGGGAACCGCAGAUCCCUUGGGGAUUCAGCCCUUCUCCCACUGUGCUGGCAGAGGCGCCUCUGUGACCCUGAAUACAGUGAACAGGGACAUUUCCCGCCACUCGGGGACAGACGGGCACAGGGGAUGGGCAACUCCAUCAGGAAGUGCUCCCCUGGGCAGAGGCGCCCACUGGGUGCUGUGGGCUCAGGAGGGGACAGGGCAGGAGCUGAUGCCAACUAGGACCAGAGCCCCACAGCCAUACAGCCCGUUGGUGACAAGGUCCUGAGAACACAGUGAGUGGCCAGGCGUCCCAAGACGCCUGGCCCCUCCGACGACCUCGACUCCACCCAGCCCAGUCGCUGGCCAUCAGCGUCGCUCUCCGCCCCCCCGUCGGAUCCCAUGUGUGCCAUGUUUAUCAUCAGUGUUUUGUAUUUUUGUACUGAGUAUCGGAGCACUUUACAAAAGCUGACUGUACAUUCCUGUUCUGUUGUGAAGAGAACAUUCCUAGACCCUCGUACCCUCCUGAGCCGGCAUGUGCCGGUCCAGCCCUCUGAGAUGCCACAAUUCCUUGGAUGGGGGAGAAGUUCAAGGAAUUUCUGCUCGGCCAUUCGGUGGGAACCCUGCGUCCCUGCCACAUGGCCGAGGGGUCUCAGUCGUGCUAGGCAUGGGGCGGCGGCAUUGACAGCCCUUCCCUCGCCAGUGCCCCUCGGCCACUUCUGGGUUGGAGCCCGAUUUUAUUUGUAAAGUUGACGGUCGAGCACAUGUUCAUAUUUUCGUGGGAUCUGCACACGUCUUUGUCAGUCGUGAUCGUGAUCUUAGUCACCUGCUAAUUAUUUUUACGAUGAUUACGUUUCCUCACCGCGGGAUAUUUCUGACCUGCUUUAGAACUUAAGACCUGAUUCUAGCAAUAAACGUGUCCAAGAUGA
Messenger RNA from Chlorocebus sabaeus (green monkey), 6761 nucleotides. The record is from RefSeq and is a predicted model, not a curated record. Lineage: Eukaryota; Metazoa; Chordata; Mammalia; Primates; Cercopithecidae.